Messenger RNA from Gigantopelta aegis, 995 nucleotides. RefSeq names its product fucolectin-like. The record is from RefSeq and is a predicted model, not a curated record. The coding region runs from base 101 to 775 and encodes 224 amino acids. Lineage: Eukaryota; Metazoa; Mollusca; Gastropoda; Neomphalida; Peltospiridae. The transcript is spliced from 3 exons.
UACUUUUUCCCUUUCUUUUUUCUUUUUAGUUGCUUGUACACCAAAUCUGGCUCUACACAAAACUGGAAAGCAAAAUUCACUGUGGAUUCCGAUAUUGGACAUGAGCUUGGCACUCGAUGGACGUCACGGAACUUCUUUCGGCGCAGGGAACUGUAUGAUGACCAACGAAAUAAAUACGACCAAAUGGGCUCAGGUUGACCUUGAGAUGUCCUACUCUAUACACACCGUCAGGAUCCUAAACAGAGGCGAUGGCUCCUACCAGACCUUAGCCAACUUUAGCGUAUACGUUUAUGAGGAAGACCCGAUCGAAUUUCCUAUGGCAAACAAGAAACUUUGUGCACAUUAUCCAGGAACUGUCGGCGCUGCUGAGUGGGCGGAGCUGUCAUGUGAAAGUCACGUGACCGGAAGAUACGUCAGAGUCAGCAAAUUCAACCCAAACCCAGAGCUUGCACUUCAUAUCUGCGAGAUGGAGGUGUACGGAGAGAGAGCCAGAGGAAGCGGUAUCCAAAUGAGACGUACGGAAAAUGCCAGGAUAUCAAAUCCAAUCUUAAUGGAAGAAACAACAGAAACUUUACUGACCUGUCUGUCUCUGUGUUAUGCUGAAUCACUCUGCUAUGGCGUCAAUUUCAAACCGUCGACUGGUGACAAUACCCCAAACUGUCAACUGGUUUAUAACGAUGCGACCAAUCUGAUUGAACAAGACUUCACUGGCUGGGAUGCAUUUGUGGUGGAUUCUGCUACAUCACGAAUGAUCCAAACCUGCCCAACAGAAUAGACGAUGGUUGUUGUCUUCUAUUUUAGGGCGACUAAAUUUACACUGGAUGCGGUACAUUCCAAUUAAAAUACACUGUUUUUAAAUGACAUUUACACUGAAUGCGCAGGACUCGAAAUUAAUUUCUAAGUGGAGAUAGAAUCAAGGACGGAAUGGUAAAGCGCUCAACUAAUGCGCGGUCAGUCUAGGGUCGAUCCCAGUCGGUGGGCCCAUUGCGCUAUUU